GGGAGGGAGCUGGGACUCGGUACGCGCAGGGCGGCCAGAGCAGCAUGGCGGAAGACGAGAGCGACCAGGAAUCGGAGAGACUCGGCGAGGAACUCAAGGCUAUUAAUGAGCCGCGCCUUCCCGCCGGAUUGUCUCCUGCCCUGAGCAGCCAGUAUUAUUGCUACCGCUUCUGCCAGGUUGUUGAAGAUUAUGCUGGAAGAUGGCAGGUUCCUCUGCCACAGCUUCAAGUACUCCAGACAGCUCUCUGUUGUUUCACAUCUGCAUGUGUAUCUUUUCCAGAUGAAUGUGAACAUGUACAGUAUGUGCUAAGUAGCCUAGCCUUGAGCUUUUUCGAACUGUUGCUGUUCUUUGGAAAAGAUGAAUUCUAUGAAGAUCCUUUAAAAGAUAUUCUUGGGUCAAUCCAGGAUUGCCAGAAUCAACUCAACAGAUACAGAAAUGUUAACUUAGAAUUGGUGACUCGAAUUACCAGAGAUGGUGGACCUUGGGAGGAUCCUGUAUUACAAGCUGUUCUUAAAGGAAAAUCAGCUUCUCAGGAAUUAGUUAACAAAUAUUUAAGCUCUGAAAAUCCACUGUUCUUUGAAUUACGUGCCAGAUACCUUAUUGCCUGUGAACGCAUCCCAGAGGCAAUGGCUCUUAUCAAAGCUUGCAUGAAUCAUCCUGAUAUUAGCAAAGACCUUUACUUCCAUCAAGCAUUUUUCAUGUGUCUUUAUAUGUCUCCGCUAGAUGAUCACCUACUCCAAGAGCAUUUGCUGAGGACUGACUGCAAGAAUGGCAUUGAAAUCAUCUGCAACAUUGCAAAAGAAGGGAAGAUUGCUGUAGCAUUGAAUCUUUGUGAAUUGUUUCUUAUUCCACAGCUCAAAAAAGGGGAUAUGUAUUGCAUCUGGGAGCUGAUCUUUAUUUGGAGUAAAAUGCAGCUUAGGUCUAACCCAUCAAAGCAAGUAUUUGUAGAUCAGUGCUACCAUCUUUUAAGGAUAGCUACAAAUUUACAAGUUAUUUUCCCUUUCAUGAAAGUCAUUAGGGAUGAAAUUGGCAAGGGAGGUCUGCAGAUUUGUGUAGAGAUAUGUGGAAGUGCUCUUCAGCUAGAUCUUCAUGAUGAUCCAAAAAUGAAAUGUUUGAUAUACAAAACCAUUGCUCACUUUUUGCCAAAUGACUUAGAAAUAGUGCGGAUAUGUGCUCUUUCUAUAUUUUUUAUUGAGCGCACCUUGGAGUCCUAUUAUACUAUUGAACAGCUAUAUAAAUGUACAGAUGAAGAAUACAAUGAACAGAUAAGUUCAGUUCAGAAUCGUGUACGUUUUGAGUUGCUGCCAAUUUUGAAAAAGGGGUUGUUUUUUGAUCCAGAAUUUUGGAAUUUUUUGAUGAUCAAACAGAACUGUUUAGCACUAUUAAGAGAGAAAGCCUCAGUUGAACUGAGUGAACGUCCACCUGAGCUUUCUUCUGCAAAUACAUCAAAGACACAUCGAGCACUGCGGGGUGAUCAAUCUUGUGUACCUGAGAUAAACAAUGGAGAACUAGGCCAUGAAGAUACUUCUGAAGUACAAUUGGAAAAUGAUAGUAAUUGCAAAAAGAACAAUAUAGUUCUUAAUUCAUCUAAAACUGAUCACAAUGUACCAAAACAUCGCUGUAUAUUAUGUAACAGAGAAUUUGUUGGUGGUCAUAUUGUGAGGCAUGCCCAGGCUCAUCAGAAAAAGGGCAGUUUCUCAUGUGUAAUGUGUUAUAGAAAAUUCAGACAAAAAGGUAUAAUGCUUAAGCACUUAAAGAAUCACAUAAAGAAAAUGACACUGCAUCAUCUGACUGCUACUUCUGUUGAUAAAGAAACUCUUAUUGUAAAUGAAGUGAACUGUUCUAGUGCUGAUGUCUCCCUUCAAAAUGGGGACUUGGAGAGUACUAAAGAAAAUGAAGUGGAGCUAGUCAUUCCAAGUACUAAUCAGGAGAUGCAGAAUUCUGAACUUGCACUGGAUAUAACCAAAAAUCAUGUUAGUAGCCAGGAUGAUGUUAUUGAAAAUGGUAGUUGUGAUAACAAUUCAAAUAAUAUUUCUGAGGCAGAAAUUAAAGAAGGAUCACCAGAAAACAGCCUGAAUAGAGAACUCCCUAUACUUCCAAAGGUAAAUGGUGUGCUCUGUCCUCAAAAUGAUGUGGAUCACACAAGUAAUUUCAAGUGUCCUGCAGAUGGAUGUAUUAGAGUCUUUAAAAAAAUACGGUUUCUGAAUAAGCAUGCGCGUAAGGCCCAUCCCUCUGAUCUGAAUGUGCAAGAGCAUAUAAUGAAAUCGAAUAAUGGAAAAUGUAGGUUUUGUCAGAGAAAAUUUGUGGAUUCUCAUCAUUUUAUUGAUCAUUUGAAUCAACAUGUUUAUCCAAAUGUAUAUUUCUGUUUGCAUUUUAACUGUAAUCAGAGAUUUAAGCUGUCCACUGAGCUUGCAGAACAUAUGAAAAGUCAUAUUGAGUUUAAAGCUCAGUGUAAUUUUGCAGAGUGCUGUAAACUUUUUGAUGACAUUUCGUUGUUAUAUGAGCAUGAAGCUCAACAUUACUUAAACAAAGCAAAUCCUUCUGAAGUCAGUGAAAAUAAUUCUUCAGUUGUUUUGGAAUCUGAGUGUGCUAUUCAAGAAAUAGCAGAUGAUGGUGGUGAAAAAGAGGCUGUAAUGGACUUGCCAAUUCCCACUUGGAAAGCAAGAAAAGAUUCCCUAGAACCAAAGACUUAUAUCCAGACUGAGAAAAAAGUAAAUAAUCUAAUCCAGAAUGGGAAUGAAAAUGCAUAUGGUAGUGCUGUCACAAUUGUGAACUUAAUAGACCAAAAGAUACCUGAAGUAGAGCCAAAUUUAGAAAGCUGUACACUUAAUGAUCAGCUAGUUGUUAAUGGGCAUGAUGAACUGGAACAAACAACAGCCACACUGGAUGUUGAUUUGGAAAGAACGAGUGCCAGUACUAGGACAGAAAAUGGAUCUAUUCUACCUGUUCUGCAGAACUGUACAGAUAUAUCAGAUAAUACUCUCGUGGAUUCUCAGACACUUUCUAAACCAAAUCAGAUAACAGAAAAUACAUCAUACGGCUUAAUUUUAACAAGGCCUUACAUUAGACCAUUGCCUCCGAGUUACCUUGAUGAACGAUAUAUAAGCAUGCCAAAACGAAGAAAAACUUUGACUGAUAAAGCAGGUGCACAUUCAGAGCAAGGCAAAACAUGUAGCAAAUCAGAGAGACUAAGAUGCAGCAAAUGUUUGACCACCUACUGUAACUCAGAAGCACUUCAGCGUCAUCUUGCACAAAAGAAGUGUCGGACACUUUUUGGAUUCGAUUCAGAUGAUGAAAGUGCCUGAGCAAAUGAUGUAUGAAGACUCCAUUUGAGGAGUAGUGAUGGAACACUACAAUAUUCUGCAUCAACCUGCUUUUCCCUUCUUGGCCUUAAUUAUAAAGAAGUCUCUAAAAUUAAAGAAAAUCAUGACCUUUCUGAGAAUUAAAGCACACGGGUCACAACUAAGUGAUAGUAGGAGCUGUGCAGUAUUAGCAUCCAGAAAACAAGCAAACUGUGUUUAAACCUCCAAAGUACCAGUUAUCUAAAAGCCACAAGUUUUUGCAUAGUUCUACUCUUAAGUAAAUUCACUGGGUGGCUGUAUACAGAGUAGGUUUCAUGCUGACUGAAAACAAUUGUUCCAGAGAAAAAUGCCUGUGGGACAUGCCUCAUUUUGAAUUUGUAUGUUCAAAGGAAGCCAUUCUGUAUGAUAAAACUAGUUUGAGUCACAUUCAAUGUUGCUGUGCAUUAAAAUUGGAUCAAUUAAAAAUAGAUCCAUUUAUAGAGGUUGACUCUUCUUGCAAUGGUAUAUUUUGUACCCUGGAAAUGGAACCUAUGAAUGUAAGAAAUAAUCAGUGCUGGGCAGUGUAUCUUAAUAAAUGUUUUAAGGCAUACAAUCAGGGCUAAAGUAUGUCUUUGAUAUUUCCAAAUUCACCUAAUUAAACUGCAUUCAAAUACACCAAAGUUUUUCAAGACCUGAUCAUGAUGAAUGCAUGGAUAGAGUUCACUCCUAACAAGAGCUAGCAAAUCCACACAGCUACAAUAUUUGGUAUCAAAAAGCAGUUUUAGGCUCAAUAGUAAAUUCAUAUGGUUAGAAUUUAACUGAAUUCAGCUGGUGUAUAAAUUUUAAGCAUAAACUUUUUAAGUUUUGCACGAGUUGUUAAAAUUUACUUUUGUAUUUAAAAUGAAUUAAAAAGGGUCACACUUGAUUUAAAUUUACAUUAGGACACUAUGAAUAUAAUUUUAUAUUCAUAUUGUAUCAACGUUGAAAAGUUGCACUGAAUUUUCUUUAUGAAACAAUUGCAUUCUUAAGAAACCUAUACAAAUGCUAUCAUGACAGUGCAUGCUAUGCAAAUAAUUCAGAGGUAAUUUGAACAUAGAAUCUGUUAUUUUAAGCAGUCCUCUGUCAGACUUCUAUGCAAGUAUAAUACAGUGAGUUCAAAGCAUUUCUGAAUAAUUUUUGAAGUGGGCAUACAUCUAAAAUCCCAUGACAAACUUAAUCAGUAAAAAUAAAUUGCUUUAGUAAUGAGUGCCAGUAAAAUUAUUUGCACUGUGCCUUGAAAAAUUAAGCUUUAAACCAGUGGUGGUAUGCUACCGGUUCGGCCCGGUUCAGCUGAACCUGUAGUAAAAAAAAGCCUCCCAUGAUCAGCUAAGGAGGAAAAAAAGCCUUCAACAAUCAGCUAAAAGGAAAAAGAAAAGCGCAGGAUCUACCCUCUUACCCGCCCCUUCGCUUUUCUCUUCUUUAUCCUCUCAGCUGAUAUGUGGAAAGUUUCACGUGUGUUAGGUGUGUGUGUGUGUUAGGUGCGUGUGCUAGGUGCAUGUGCGAGAUCACCAAACCGUAGUGGAACAGGUAGGAUCCCACUGCUGCUUUAAACCCCUUAUUCUUAAAAUAGUACAUAUAAAAGCAGAGUAUUCUAAUCCCAAAAUAUCCAAGAUACCCCUUUCUUUAAAAACAAUGGUGUACAAAUAUUUAUUAUGAAAAAUAACUUUUGUAAUAAACAUUAAGAUCUUUCUUGCAGAUCACUGGGGUUUGAAAAUAUUUGCAAAGGGAUUACAAUUUUUUUUAAAAAUGGAAACGUUAUUUGAUCUAUUGAACUAUAUUUUCAAUGCAAUCCUACACAUUUCUACUCCAAAGUCAGUCCCAUUGAGUUUAAUGGUACUUACUCUCAGGUAAGUGAGUAGAUUUUUUUAAAAAAAUCAUAUUUUAUUCAUAAAGACUAAGGACAUUUUUUUCUCAAGAAACAAGUAUGAAACUUUGAACACAGAUACACUUAAAAUAUAAUUAUAUUUCUAACCACUUUUAGGUCAGUCCUGAUAUCUAGGCACCAAAUGAUAUUUUUAAUUAACUACACAGGUGAAGCUGUGCUUGACUAUGCUAAAUAUCAAAGGCUACUAUUGAAGCAAUUCGAAUUAUAACACAAACAGACCUUUUUCAAUUUACUUUUGUAAGUCAUGCAAGAUUGCACAAAUAUGGUACCUAAGUUAUCUACUUUUGAGAUAAUUAAAAUCCAAAAACAUAUAUUUUGUAAUAUAUUUGUACAUCUUACUAUAUAGGAGAUUUUAUUAAAAUAUUUUAAUACUUUAUAUUAUUAAAUGGGAGUUAUUUGCAAAUCUCAGUCUUCAAUUGUGUCUUAAUUGGAGUUUAUUUAAUUUGGUCAGAUUAGAGAAUAGGUUUUCCUUGUACAGGAGUCCUAAAAUUAGCAAUUUAAAAUGACAGCAUGUUUUAAUAUAUCAAUAUAUGAAACUCAGUUUUUUCAAAAAAUAAAGUAUUGAUUUUCUGGGACCUCAGAAUGAAUUAGUAGUUUUAGUGUUUCAUUUCUUAAUCUGCAUUAGGGGUGAUGAUAUUUUAAAGAUAACAUUGUGCUAAGCUUGACUUCUAGUUAUUACAUAGGCACAGCUGUGCAGUUUGCAUAAUGAUAAUAUAAAAUGAUUUGCUAUUAUUUUAUUCCAUGUUUUUUGACUAGCUGAACCUGUUAUUUCCUAUGGAUCUGUCAUCCAGGUUAUAAUCUAAAGCCCAAGUAAGGUGUGCCUGAUACUGACACUUGCUGAGAUGGAUAAUUAGUGCUGUGGGUAUGAAUCGGUAGCUAUACUUCAGUAUUCCCUAAACUGGGUUUUAAUUUUCUAGAUAUGAAAAAUAUUCAUUUUUCCACCAACUUUAGUUUCAGUAACUUUCUGCACUCUUAAUUUACAGGCAUCUAGGUAUCCAGACUUAUAUCCAGGAUAUAUAAGCUUUUCCUCAGGAAAACAUUCCAUUUCAAAUUAAUUCCAAAUUAUGUAACAUCAUAAAUGUUUAGUAUAAAACUGAAAGGGAAGAUUAACCUUCUGCAAAAUGUUCAGUUGUCCACUUGCUAUGUUAGCAGUUUUAAUCAAAAAUAGUUGAUUUGUUGUGCUUUACUACCAAACACUUAGGAGAAAUUAUACAAAUGGUAACAUUGCUAGGACACCUGUCUUUCAGUAUUGGCUUGUCAGCUAAUAUCAAUUGCUGUUAAACACUAUGAGUUAGUAAUUAAAUUAGUGAGCCUAACUCCAUAAUUCUAAAAUACACACUUUUGGAAAAUAUGUUGACUGCCCUUUUGUAAGUGAUUACUAUUUUGACUUUCCACAAGCUUUUAAAACAGGAUAGGGAUGUUUGUUUUUCGCCAGAAGAAUUACAUGAGUGACUUCAACCAAUUACAUGAGUGACUUGUUUGUCAUGGGCAAGUUUUCAUUAUUGCAGGAAAUAAUGUUUUUUUUUUCUAGUUAACUUAGAAUUGGCAUUGAUAUAGCAAAAGUGGUAUUUCUUAAAUGGCUUGUGUAAUGCCCCCUUAUCUCCUGUCUGAAUGAGAAAUAAAAAGUCAGCAGUAAUCAUUAUGAAGUGCUUAGGAUCCAGUUGAAAAUGUGCUAGGGUUCCCUUGCCCCACCUAGAAAAAUGUAAAAAUCCCCAGCCAGAACAAGACUACUGCUGUAUUUAAGUUUAUGUCAACUAGUCUGAAAAUUAAAGCUUAAAAGUUAAAUGAUUGUGUUAGUGUUGCCCAAUGUUUUUGCCAGCUAAUAAACACUUGGUAUGCUACUCAGUUAAUCUCCCCAUCGAGUAAAGAAACUGCAUGGCUGACAGUUUUUCUAACUAGAUACCAGAUAUGUAAAUAA
This is a messenger RNA of Notechis scutatus (mainland tiger snake), 7123 nucleotides long. It is a transcript of the gene ZNF654, whose product is annotated as zinc finger protein 654. Gene Ontology annotation, molecular function: DNA binding; DNA-binding transcription factor activity, RNA polymerase II-specific. Gene Ontology annotation, biological process: regulation of transcription by RNA polymerase II. NCBI's taxonomy places the organism in Eukaryota, Metazoa, Chordata, Lepidosauria, Squamata, Elapidae. The record is from RefSeq and is a predicted model, not a curated record. Gene Ontology annotation, cellular component: nucleus.